CUGCCUCUGUGCACUCUCAUUCACCAACUCUCUCUCUCUCUCUCUCUCUCUCUCUGGUCUUCAAAAUGAGAGCUCCAUCAUCUCCAUCGCCGGUUUUCUUGCUCGCCGUUCUUCUUCUCAUCCACUGUGUCGCGAAUGCAACGGAGCUCAACAACUCCGGUGGGCUGAGCAGACGCAGCUUUCCCAAGGGCUUCGUGUUCGGAACGGCGACGUCGGCUUACCAGGUGGAAGGGAUGGCCCACAAGGAUGGUCGUGGGCCCAGCAUUUGGGAUGCCUUCGUUAAAAUUCCCGGGAUUGUUGCUAAAAAUGCGAAUGGAGAUGUGUCUGUGGACCAGUAUCACCGCUACAAAGAAGAUGUGGAUAUCAUGGCAAAGUUCAACUUUGAUGCAUACCGGUUCUCAAUUUCAUGGUCCAGAAUUUCCCCAAAUGGAAGGGGGAAAGUGAAUUGGAAGGGUGUAGCAUACUACAAUAGGCUGAUCGACUACUUGCUCAAGAGAGGCAUUACCCCAUAUGCAAAUCUAUAUCAUUAUGAUCUUCCCCUAGCUCUUGAGAUCAAGUACAAGGGAUUAUUGAGUGACCAAGUAGUGAAAGACUUUGCCGAUUAUGCAGACUUUUGUUUCAAGACAUUCGGAGACAGAGUGAAGAACUGGAUGACAUUUAAUGAGCCUAGAGUUGUGGCUGCUCUUGGGUAUGAUAAUGGGUUCUUUGCUCCAGGAAGGUGCUCUAAGGCGUAUGGAAAUUGUACGGCUGGAAAUUCUGCGACUGAGCCGUAUAUUGUUGCCCAUAAUUUGAUUCUAUCUCAUGCAGCUGCAGUGCAGAGAUACCGUCAAAAGUAUCUAGAAAAACAAAAAGGAAGGAUUGGAAUUCUCUUGGAUUUUGUUUGGUAUGAACCUCUUACCAGAUCAAAGGCUGACAACUAUGCAGCUCAAAGAGCAAGAGACUUCCAUGUUGGAUGGUUUAUCCAUCCCAUUGUAUAUGGUGAGUAUCCAAGAACAAUGCAAGAUAUUGUUGGGGAUAGGCUACCCAGGUUUACCAAAGAAGAGGUGAAGAUGGUGAAAGGUUCAAUGGAUUUUGUUGGUAUCAAUCAAUAUACUGCUUACUACAUAUAUGAUCCACAUCAACCAAAACCGAAGGAUUUGGGCUACCAGCAGGACUGGAAUGCUGGAUUUGCUUAUGAAAAGAACAGAGUACCUAUUGGUCCAAAAGCCUAUUCUUAUUGGCUUUACAAUGUACCUUGGGGUUUGUACAAAGCUUUAACAUACAUAAAAGAGCAUUAUGGAAACCCUACUGUGAUUUUGUCUGAAAAUGGCAUGGAUGACCCGGGUAAUCUCACACUUCCAAAGGGAUUGCAUGACACCACAAGAAUCAACUUCUACAAAGGCUAUUUGACUCAAUUGAAGAAGGCGGUCGAUGAGGGAGCAAAUGUCAUCGGCUACUUUGCAUGGUCAUUGCUCGACAACUUCGAAUGGAGAUUAGGGUACACUUCAAGGUUCGGAAUUGUCUACGUUGAUUACACCAACCUCAAGAGGUAUCCAAAGAUGUCUGCCCAUUGGUUCAAGCGUCUACUUGAGAGAAACAAGCAUUAAUCACCUAUCUUUGUUCUUGUUGAUUCGAACAAUUGUCUAUGCAGUAAAAAUGUAGACUAAUAUGGAGCUGAUAAUUUUUGCUGCUUACUACUUGGGUUCUUUCCUUUUAUUUAGUUCUGCACUAAUGAAGCUCAUAUCUGCAAUUGUUGUCA
This is a messenger RNA of Alnus glutinosa, 1738 nucleotides long. RefSeq names its product beta-glucosidase 44-like. The record is from RefSeq and is a predicted model, not a curated record. Gene Ontology annotation, biological process: carbohydrate metabolic process. Gene Ontology annotation, molecular function: beta-glucosidase activity. The transcript is spliced from 11 exons. Bases 66 to 1586 code for a protein of 506 amino acids. NCBI's taxonomy places the organism in Eukaryota, Viridiplantae, Streptophyta, Magnoliopsida, Fagales, Betulaceae.